UAACAGUAAAUAUUCAUGAAUUAAUCAUCGACUUUGAAAUAUUUUAAAGUGUUUUCUACAAGUUAUAGCGACAAAAAUUCGGGGAAGCUUGGCAACGUUUUUCCUUCGCUGUCUCAGUUGCGCCCUAGCGAUUCCCUCGACCAAAUGAAGUUAGUCAGUGAGCGAGAGAUCAGUGCAAAGAGUGCGUGUGUGUGUCGACUCGAAUGGCAGCGCAAGCCAACAGGCGCCUGUGUUGUUCGCGGGCCGCAGUCGUGGGGGGGCCCCCAUCUCUAAUUCCCCCCGUAGGACCUCGUUCCCCAGAUUCGUUGCUCGACAUCACCGCUAAAACCGUCGCCGAAACUAUCCCUUUUCAGCGAAUUGAAGAACGCUAUGAUCGUAUACCGGAGCCAGUGCAAAGGAGGAUCAUUUUUUGGUCUUUCCCGAGAAACGAAAGAGAUAUUUGCAUGUAUUCUUCGUUAUCGAGGGUGCCCCCAUCCCCCGCGAGUGCUGUGAAUACUCCCGGACAAACACAUCAUGCCGAUUCGCAGAAUUUGUCUUUCUGCAAGGGAUUAAAACUAUUAGAAACAGGAUGUGUUGAUAAUGUAUUACAAGUCGGUUUUCACUUAAGCGGUGUUGUUACGGGUCCGCGGAAUUCCCCUACUGCCACGUUGCCAUGUGGUGCUCCUGAACCACCCCAAAAAUAUAAAGUUUCUGUUAGUUUCGAUAGGUGUAAAAUAACUUCAGUAACAUGCAGUUGUGAAACGAAAGAUAUUUUUUGGUGCCAGCAUGUCGUAGCAUUAUCAUUAUAUCGUAUAAGAAAUGCCGAAAGUGUCAGAUUACGUGUUCCCAUCUCAGAAACUCUCCUACAAAUGGAUCGACAACAACUACAAAAGUUCGUCCAGUACCUUAUAUCGGAACAUCACACAGAAGUACUUCCCACAGCUCAAAAACUCGCCGACGAAAUCCUUCAACAACGAUCGGAAAUCAAUCAAAUUCCUGGAGCUCCUGAUCCUACAGCGGGAGCCUCCGCUGAUGAUGAACAUUCUUGGCAUCUGGACGAAGAGCAGGUUUGCGAACAGGUCAAAAGUUAUCUUUCACAAGGAGCUUACUACAAUGCCAACAAACAGUUGAAUUCGUUAUUUUCAAAGGUUAGAGAGAUGCUGAGAGCACAGGAUUCUAACGGCGCACGAAUGCUGACCCUCAUCACCGAACAAUUUCUUUCUGAUCCCAGAUUGCAAAUGUGGCGUAAUCAAGGUACUCCUAUGACGGAUAAAUGUCGACAGCUCUGGGAUCAGUUGGGCUCUUUAUGGGUAUGCAUCGUCUUGAAUCCAAAUUGCACACAACAAGAAAAACAACAUUGGAAACAGCUCUUGGAAAAAUGGGCGGUGAUAGAUGUAUGUCCACCAGAAGAUCCAGAUUUUAGAUUACAGCAACAGGGAUCGAGAGAUUCUUAUUCAACUAGAGAUAGGGACCGUGAUAGGUAUGAUGAGAGGUACCGUGAUAGAGAUAGGUACGCUGACAGGGAAAGGGAUCGAAGGGAAAGGCGGGAUCGCGAUAGAGAGAGAGAAAGAGACAGAAAUCGUGCUAUGUACGAUUCAUCGGAUAGUUCAGAAGAUGAUGACGAAGAAGAUUCUAAUUCUUAUACUCAUAGGAAUAGUAAACGUCUACGUUUGACUGGUAAUUCCAAAUCACAACCACCUACUUUACCGAGAUCUAUAUUCCAUAGAGCAUUAGAUGCCGUUGGGAUGUCUUGGGAUAACAUGCAUCUUAAGAAUAUUUUAUCUAGUGAUACUUACUGUUCUCACGUUCCUGAUACCUCUAGUUCCGGUAGUUUUAAUUCACAAGGACAGCCGUUAUGGCACGAGUCAAUUCCUUUAUGUGCUGCUCGCGUCGAUUCUCUUCGUUCACAUGGCCAUAUGGAAGCAGCUCUUAGAUUGGCAGUUUCAGUUGUGCGUACAAUGAAACAACAACAACUAAUAGCACAAAGAAAAUGGCAUGAAAGUCAACAAAACACCAGUGCGAGUACCAGUAUUAAAACUCCACCUAGCUGCAAGGUGACAGCUUGUACUUCUCGAUGUCAAGGUCAAUGUACUGUUACUUCUUGUACUACAACAUCAGUAAAUGCGCCUACUAAUUUAGACGGAUGGGUGGGUCAUCCAUUAGAUCCAAUCGGUUGUCUCUUUGACACAUUGGCAGAUGCAUCUGUAGUACCAGAACACGAAAGACCUAGAACACCAACUAGUUACUUAGAUUUAGUAGGUAUGGAAGAUCAACAUAGUAAUCUAAGGCCUAGAUAUCAUCAUGUUCCUGUAGUUGGUUCAAGAGAUAGAUCAGAGACAUAUCUAACAUUAGCUUUUGAGAUAGCUCUUAUCGGCUUAGGUCAACAGAGAAUCAUGCCUGUAGGACUUUACGCACAGGAAAAAGCGUGCAAACAAGAAGAUCGUUUGAUUGCAAAACUUCAAGAAAUUGAAUUGGAUAAUAGUUUAGUUGCAGUCUUGCGUCGUCAAGCUAUAAUCCUUUUAGAAGGAGGUCCCACCAGUGGCUUAGGUAUCGGAAUCCACCCAGAAAGUAUUCCCAUGCAUACUUUUGCGAGAUUUUUAUUUCUAUCCCUUCUCAAUUAUUACCCAGAUUUAGCCUACGAAGUCGGUUUGAGGGCAAUGAGGUUACCUCUGUUAGAGGAACACGAGGACUCCGACGAUCCUUUAGGAGGUAAUCCAAGUAGUUCUUUGAUGAUGAGCAGAUCACCGAGGUGGUUUACUUUAGGACACAUCGAAACUCAGCAGUGUGCUUUAAGUUCGACUAUGCUGAGUGCAGCUAAAGGUGAGGUGAUGCGUUUAAGGACGGUUUUAGAAUCAUCUCAGAGACAUAUCCACAGUUCUUCCCAUUUGUUUAAAUUAGCCCAAGAUGCAUUUCGUUUCGCCACGCCGGAAAAUGGACCUAGACACCCAACACUACUCAGUGUAGCAUUCGAAUUAGGAUUACAGGUAAUGAGAAUGACAUUGUCUUCUUUGAACUGGCGUAGACGCGAAAUGGUGCGAUGGCUAGUAACAUGCGCAACUGAAGUUGGAGUAGACGCUUUAAUCUCCAUCAUGCAAAAUUGGUACCAGUUUUUUACAGCCACAGAAGCGACAGGUCCAGUAGCGACUACCAUUAUGUCUCACAGUACCAUCAUGCGGUUGAAUUUGAAUUUCGGACAGCAAGAAGAGUUGUCGAGUUGCGCCCGCACUCUGGCGCUACAAUGUGCCACGAAGGACCCUCCAAAUUGUGCCUUGAACGCUUUGACCUUGUGCGAAAACGAGGCUCUAGCCUUUGAAACUGCUUAUCAGAUUGUUGUGGAUGCUGCAUCUCACAUCAUGACGUCUUCCCAACUAUUUACCAUUGCUAGGUACAUGGAACACCGCGGAUAUCCUACAAGAGCUUAUAAACUAGCCAUGUUGGCAAUGAAGAAUGUCCAUCUAGCAUACAAUCAGGAUACUCAUCCUGCAAUAAACGAUAUCCACUGGGCGUGUGCUUUGAGUCAUUCUUUGGGAAAGACUGAGCUUUCAAAUAUGAUACCUUUAUUGGUGAAAAACGUCCAGUGCGCUACAGUCCUUUCGGAUAUUCUACGAAGGUGUAGCAUGACAGCACCCGGUAUCAGUUGUCCGCAUCCAGCUCCAUUAGAUGGUGGUAAACACCCCCACCCUCAUCGCGGCGGAAGAGGAUGCAGCGGUGGGGGUAUAAAACCACUUUCUUAUGACAGACCGCCUCUGAGGCAAUUAUUAGAAGCUGCAGUAGCUGCUUAUAUCAAUACUACGCAUUCUAGGUUAACUCACAUCUCACCUCGACAUUACGGAGAUUUCAUAGAUUUCUUAACGAAAGCACGAGAUACAUUUGUGUUGGCCCACGACGGUCACGCGCAAUUUACUCAGCUCAUAGAAAACAUGAAAGUAGCCUACAAGGGAAAGAAAAAACUUAUGUUCCUUGUUAAAGAACGAUUUGGCUGAUAUUCAAUGAAAAAAUGGUACGGAUAAAACAGGCUUGGCAACUUUGGAAAUUUUUCUCAACACCUAUUCAAAUUUUAAAGGGCAUUGCUAGAGUGGUGUUAAAAUGUGCAAAAACUAUUUCAUUGCAUGUAUAUUCUAAAUACUUUUAUAAAUAUUGAUUUAUCUAUUAUUUAUAUAUAAUUCAUGUUUAUAUAUAGUACUUGAGAAAAAUUUUUGUUAUCAUUUUUGCUACAUUCUAGUUACAUCACUAUUAAUGUUUUGACAUUUUUGAGGUUACGUAUUUGUUCCAAAGCAUAUUUAUUGUUAUGGUCCAGAUGACAUUUUUAGAAAACAUUCUUAUCUACUUAUUGUUGUAAUAUAAAUAUACGUUUUGAUGCAAUAAUAUUAAAAAGUUUUUGACAAAUUAUAUUAAAUCUCAUUUUUGUAUAAAAAUUUCAGUGGAUAUUGAAUACAAAUUUUCAAAAUAACGUCAUUUGAUCUAUAACACAGUAAAAUAUUAUUUGAAAAUAGUAGUCACAAAAAAUAACAAAUUAAAAGAAAAGAAAGUGAUUUUCAUUUGAUUUGAGAAAUUUUAGUACAGAAAUUUUCAAAAAUUUGACAUUGAAAUAUAAAUACAAAACGUGUACAGUACACAUUUUGUGAUUUUGAUGAACAAAAACUUGAAUUAUUCUCAAAUUUUGAUUUAUUCAAUUUAUUUUGAGAAAUUUGUCUAUUGCAAUAAUCAAAACUUCUGACAUGUUUUAUUUUGAAAUAGAACCAUAAGUUACGUUAGGUGUACAAUACACUAUUAUUUUUUAAACAAAUAUAAGAAAGUUUUUAUCAAUCAAAAAUAAUUAGGCACAAUAAUGUAUAUAACUAUAUAUAAUAUAGACCUCAAAGAUGUUCAAACGAUUGUUCAAUUUAUAUUGAGACCUUUUUGGAGGUUUUUGCUUUAAAAACUGGUCUAUACAUACACAAGUACCCGUACAUGUCUCCAUAUCUUUUGAACGUCAAAACCGAAUUAAAAAAUUGAUAAGCGUCAAUAAAAUGAUUAUAUAGCGGUAAUAAAGGACAAUUAAUAAAAUAAAUAGAGGAACUAAUAGGGGAAAAAACUGAAUUUGAUAUCAAAAAGAAAUAUAAAAAUAUGAAGAAUACUUGAUAUUUAAUGAGUAUAAUUAUCUUUUGAGUGGUUAGAAAAGAUAUUUAUGAAUUUUUUUGUGGAAUUGAGAGUAUUUUCAUGAUAAAAAUAUGUAAAUUUAAUUUUGGAACAAAAGUGAUUGAUUCGGUGUUGUAAUUCUGAAGAUACCUACACUUCCGGUCAAAAGUUUUCGAUUACCCUAUAGUUUGCGUGAUAUACAACAAAUAUUAUAACAAUAAUAAAACUACAGUUUGUAAUUAUUACAAAUUUAAAUUUUUGCUUCAUCGAUAUAAUCCUCUUUUGCUUUUAUUAUUUCGGUGCACAAUUUUGGCAUUCUCUGUAACAGUUUUUAUAAAUAAUCGUCGAAUAUUUGGUUUCAUUCGUUUUUCGGGAUAUUCCAAAGAUGUAAGAGAGAAGUAGAUUACUGCUUUCUGACUACCCUGUCCAAUUUGUCCCACAACAAUUCAAUCGAAUUGAGAUCGGGCGAUUGUGACGGCUAAAUCAUUAUUUUCAGUACAUUCUUCCUCUACAUACUCUUUGUAUAGCUUUGAGGAAUUCUUAGGAUCAUUGUCAUGCUGGAAGAUAAUUAUCAGGCGCUGGCUAGAAGGUAUUACAUUUUCCUUUAAUAUUUUUCACCUCUUUCUUUGUUCAAAAUCCUUUCAAUUUUCACCAGGUAAAACAUCUCCCAAACAUCAUAGAUCCUUUACAGUCGGUAUUAUCAAAGGAUCUAUCAUCUAUUCUUGUUUUGAUCUGCUUUUCUAGACCCAAAAACCUCUAACUUUGAUUUAUCACUCCAUAAAGCUUCCUUCUACUUUUUAUGCCUUCACUUUCUAUAUUCUUUAGUCCACUGCUUCUUCUCUUAUUUCUAACGCAUUAGAAGAAGUUUCUUCACUGCCACCUUACCAAACACGUUUUCAAUGUAGAAGUAGAAGGCUGAUCUCUAGGUUCAUUGAUCUGAGCUGCUAUCUCUGGGGCAGAAGACCGGCCGUCUUGAACAUUUUCUAUCGCCAAAGAUUCUGGUGGAUGCCUAUUUUUUCACGUUGUAGUCCACGGUACGUCGAGGUAUUUUUAAUUCGACGGCAAUGGUACGAUUAGUUUUUCCUGAACUAUGAAGACUUGCGAUUAAUGCACGAUUUGUUCCUAGGCCUUACCCAUUUUAAAACUUACAAGUCUGAAUUUGCUAGGACGAAUACAAUUCGUAUACAAACUCACGAAAAGAUGUCUUAGUCAAAAAAGUAUAAACUACAAUCACAAACACUAUAAUUGACAGUUAAAGAAUAAACAAAUCAGCCGGUACUUACAAGUUUUAAUUUGUCGCACUCACCGACAAAAUAUAAACAUGCGUAUAAAUCAAACAUUUAUAGUGUGGGCCAAAACUUUUGACAGGUAGUGUAACUUUGAACAGGCAGGGUAUUUUAACAGACGAAUUUCUUCAGCGUUUUUCAUGUAAAUUUUCAACAAAGUUGACAUAUUGAUACCCUUAUGUAAAUUUUGUAAUUAUGUAGGUUAAGCCUUGAUAUCUAUAUACAUAAAGAGAAAGAAAAGAGGGAGUUGUUUUUUUUAGGAUUGUAUUAGAUCUCAUUAUUGUCUUGAUAGACAUUUUAGUAUUAUUUUUAUUUAGUAAAACCGUCGUUGAAACAAAUUAUGACCUCACGGAUAACAAAUUCUUUUACACACAUCAAUAUUAAGGAAUUGUAUUUCGACUAACUUAUUUCAAAAAAUUUCUAAAUACAUCUCCAAUGUUCUCUAACUUUAUGAUUAAUUUGUUAGUUUUGCCAAAAUAAUAUCCAGGUGCAGUUUAAUUAACCAGAUUUUUAAUUUUGAAGAAGUAAAGGUUGAAUUGAGUUAUUGGUGUAAUUCUCACUUAAAAAUUUAUAUAAAUUUUUUGCACACAAAAAAUAACAAGAUGCAGGGAACGAAAGACCCUAGUGUCAAACUUACAUCCAUUAUAACAAAAUAAUUUGUAUAUUUUGAGGUUAUGAUUUGUUGUUCUCCGAUGUACUUUUUUGUUGGCUCAGUUACGUCUUUAUACAACCAAAGAUUGUUAAUUGUAUAGUAUUUAUGUAAAUAUAAAUUACCAGGGGAUGUAAAAUACCCCCUAGAGAUCGAAAAUCGCCCGCGGAUGAUUUUAAACGGCGUUUUUCAAUUUCUAAAUUUACAAGGUAAAUGCUUCCUGUUAAACAUUACAGUAUAAUAUCGAUAAGUACAAAUGGUUGUUUAAUGAAAAAAGAUGCAGUUGACAGUAUCGUCAGUAUUAUUUGUCAACUGUGGUUCCAAAAAAAAAUGAAGCUACCUCUGAUGCGUUCAGCAACUCUGAUUUAGAAAAGUUGAGUGGAAAAAUAUUUUUAAUAGUGUAAAAUCGAUGCAAUAUGGCAGAUAUCAACUUGAAUAAUUGCGAGAUUACUGUCAAUUACUGAAUUGCUCUUGUAGAGACUCUUGAAGAUAUCACACUACAUGACAUGUUGUCCAGUGACACAGAUUGUCCCCUUGCGACAAAUAUUAAACAGGUUACAGUUGAUGAUGUGUAUGUCCCUGAAAAUAUAUUCCUUUUUAUAGAUCACUGUUUGCCUCAAUUUCAUUUCUUUUUUUGUUGUGGUUAUUGAAGUUAAAUUGUCUGCAUAUGCAAUUAUUUGUUGUUCAUGGUGAUAAAUGAGCCCUGUUGUUUGUAUCUUGCCAUAUUGUUAAAUUUUUUCCAACAUCAGAUUAAAAGUCACUGUCCAUAUUGCGAUCUCUUCAUUUCAAUCCCUUUUCAAGCCUAAAUUUGUCUGAUACAACUCCAUCAGUCAUUACUUUGCUGUGUGAGUUAUCUAAUGUCAUCUUGACUAAUUUCACAAUGUUUUUUAGUAGAUUAAAGGCAGCAUACAUUUUAUUUCUAUUUACUGUCUCAUAAACCUGCUUAAAAUCUUUCGAACAUAAUAUUUCUAAAUUUAAAAUAAUUCUUCAGUGUUUUUUCCACUUAACUUUUUUAUUCUCAUGAUACUAGUUAUAAUGUUCAACCAAUAUUUUUAUUUGUCUUUCAUUUAUAACCAUUCGCUUGUUGGUUGAAUGUUGAAAACCGACUGAUAAUUUAUUGUAAAAAGUAUAAUCAAAUUGAAAAAAAAAUAAUGCAUUAGUAAGUAUGCAAUAUUAGGAUUUAAAUAACAUCAAUAAUCAAAAUUUGGAUAUUUUGUCCAAUCAAAAAAAUAUAUAUAAGAAGCGGCAAUACGUUUUUAGAUUUUUUUUAUUGACCAGUGAUUGGAUUGUUUUUCUUUUUGUUAAGUUACAUUGUCUGUGAUUAUUAUUAUAAUUUUAGCGAGAGGACUUCUUGUAAAUGUUCGUUACAGAUAAACACAUUCAAAUUUCAUAGUAAAUUAAUUCUAUUUGAUCUUAAAAAUUUCAAAAUAUACUAAUAAAUUUAGUUUUAUACUGACUAAUGAAUUUUUGUCUUCAAUGUAAAAAGACAAAUGUGCAAAAAUAUAUUUUAUAAAAAAAUUAUUAAUGUUGCAUAAUUCACUAUUAUAUGCUAAAGAAUAAUUAUUGGGGAUAUUGAAAUUCAACCUUCACGAAGCUUUAAAUAGUGGAAGUUUGGUCAAAAGUAGUUACAUGAAAAUUUGUUGUUUAUUUGUAACUUAUAAGGUCCUCGAUGUUUAAAUGUGUCAAGUGCCACUGUUUUUUUUUUAAUAUUUAGUUGUUUUUUACGGAGUUAGGAUUGUAAAUAUUCGGCAGCAUUCCAUUCCUUAAAGGUAAUUUUAUAUUAAAUUGAUUGUUGUGUUGUGUUUAGUGUAAAUUAGUUAGAGAAAGUGUACAUAUUGCCAAAAAGACAAAUCGAUUAGUUCUUUAUUUGUUGAUUAAAACAAUUUCAGUCUGUCAGUGUAUUGAUAAUUUAUGAUUAUUUUUAUGAUAAAUAAAGAUAUUUGUAA
Diorhabda sublineata is the source of this 8978-nucleotide messenger RNA. RefSeq names its product zinc finger SWIM domain-containing protein 6-like. The coding region runs from base 204 to 3962 and encodes 1252 amino acids. The record is from RefSeq and is a predicted model, not a curated record. Gene Ontology annotation, cellular component: Cul2-RING ubiquitin ligase complex. Lineage: Eukaryota; Metazoa; Arthropoda; Insecta; Coleoptera; Chrysomelidae. Gene Ontology annotation, molecular function: zinc ion binding. The transcript is spliced from 17 exons.